AUGAAUAACCUUAACCAGAGCAACAAGACCUCUCUGGCCUUCUACCAAUCCAACCAGCACUUCGACACGCACGUGUGCCCCGAGUGUGGCAAACGGUACAGCACAUCGAGCAACCUGGCGCGCCAUCGUCAAAGUCAUAAGCAGCAGAACUCUCUGCCAUCUAGCGAACAAAACGUCACACGGAAAUGUCCUCACUGCGACAAAACAUACGUAUCGGUUCCAGCGUACAACAUGCACGUGAGGACCCACAACCAGGGAUGUGUCUGCAGCCACUGUGGCAAGAAGUUCAGCAGGCCCUGGCUACUCCAGGGACACCUCAGGACACACACCGGAGAAAAACCAUUCAGAUGUACCCAGUGUUCCAAGACCUUUGCAGACAAGUCGAACUUGAGAGCCCACAUACAGACGCACUCCACCGAGAAACCUUACGUGUGUUCCAGGUGCAACAAGGCAUUCGCUCUCAAGAGUUACCUCUACAAACACGAGGAAUCAUCCUGUAUGAGAGGAUCCAAAUAUUUUAUUGGAGUUGUAUGA
Molecule: messenger RNA, 534 nt
Organism: Helobdella robusta
Lineage: Eukaryota; Metazoa; Annelida; Clitellata; Rhynchobdellida; Glossiphoniidae
Exons: 2
Coding region: 1-534 (177 amino acids)
Biological process (GO): regulation of DNA-templated transcription
Molecular function (GO): DNA-binding transcription factor activity, RNA polymerase II-specific; RNA polymerase II cis-regulatory region sequence-specific DNA binding
Source: RefSeq, a predicted model, not a curated record